Messenger RNA from Caenorhabditis angaria, 1847 nucleotides. NCBI's taxonomy places the organism in Eukaryota, Metazoa, Nematoda, Chromadorea, Rhabditida, Rhabditidae. The record is from the annotation of a GenBank genome assembly.
AUGGCUGGUGAGUAAUAAUGGACAGAUAUGAGAACCCGAAAUUGCGGCGUUUGCAGCUUUUUUGGCUCAAUCUCCUUUUUCACCUCAUGAAGAUUUUACAGCUCUCCAAAACUAUUUUUUGCAGAGAAUGCUCUCUAUUUUGAUAAAGGAAAAUCCAACAACAACACAACGAAUACAAUGAGGAACAAUAAUACAUCAACAAUGCUGCCAAAUACUUUGGAUUUUGGAAGAUUGUCAUCGAAUUCGGGAACAAAUCGCAAGAAAAAGGGAAAAUCGAGAUCGAGAAGACCGUCCACUUCAGCAGCACCUUGUAAAACUGUGUCAUCCGAAGAAUUGACGGGUGGAUCUGCUGGAACUUCUGAAAAGAUUGUUGAGUGUGAUCCGUGGAUUGAUAGUUGGUCGAAGAAGUUGGUGACUAGAGAAUGGUAUCAUGGUGUUAUGCCGAGAGAGGAUACAAAUAGCUUGUUGAAGGUAUAUUGCUCAUAUUAGCAGCCAACUCAUUGUUUUUCGAAAAUCUCCAAAUAUUUUUUCAGAAAGAUGGUGAUUUCUUGGUCCGCCGAACAACUGAAAAAUCAAAAAUCAUAUUCUGUCUCACUGUUUUUCAUGACAAAGAACCCCGCCAUUUUGUGCUCCUAAAUGUCAAUGGAUUUUGGACUUUGAAAGGACUCGAAACAUCGGAAAGAUUUGAAGAUUUGGUCGAGUUGCUCAAUUAUUUGACAUCCAAACGAAAACCACUUUUACCAAAUAAUAGUGUGAUUUUGGUGAGAGCAAUAUCUCGAUCAAAAUUCUAUAUUCUACACGAUGAUAUUCUUUUGACUGAUAAAUUGGGAAGUGGUGCAUUUGGACAAGUUUGGAAAGGAAAAUGGAAAAGAAUGAAUGAAGGAGAGGAGGUUCAAGUGGCUGUGAAAAGAUUGAAAGAGGGAAAUAUUAAGAAGGCAAUGUUGAAGGAAUUUGUCAGAGAGGCGAAAUUAAUGAUGAAUUUGUCACAUCCAAAUUUGGUUAGAUUUGUUGGAAUUGCUCCAACUGAAGAACCAUUGAUGAUAUUGUUGGAAUUGGCGGGAAAUGGAUGUUUGAAGAGUCAUUUGAAGAAAGAGAAUAGUAGAAAUACUGUGACAUUUGAUGAUUUGGCAAAAUUUUGUAUUGAUACGGCAAGGGGAAUGACAUAUUUGGCAUCGAAAAUGGUUAUUCAUCGAGAUGUUGCGGCUAGAAAUUUGUUGCUUGGUGAUAAUAUGGAAGUGAAGAUAUCCGAUUUUGGUUUGGCGAAAUGUGGAAAAGCUGAAGUGAAAUGCACCAAACUCAAAGUUCCCAUCCGCUGGCUUGCACCUGAAUCAAUUGAUACUUUGGUGUUCACCACAAAAUCUGAUGUUUGGUCAUUUGGUGUGACGAUUUGGGAGAUUUUGGCAUAUUGUUCAAGUGAUCCAUUUCCUGGUUUAACAAAUGCGGAAGCAAAGGAUAUUAUUCGAACAAAAAGUCCACCAAUGGAUGCACCAAUUGAUACACCAAAACAUAUUGCCGCAAUUAUGUAUGAUUGUUUUGCAAAGAAACCGGAAUUUCGCCCGAGUUUUAUGGAGAUUUUGAAGAAAUUAUCGCCGGAUGAGGAUAUUGAGGUGUUCAAGAGAAAUACACCAUUGGACCCGAUUUCGUCGAAAUCUGAAAGUGGAAGAAAACAAAAGAGGAAGAAGAAGUAUGGAAGUUCGGGAAGAACUAGAGAAGAUACGAGAUCCAGAGAGGAUUGGUAAGAUUUUUGAAAUAUCCAUAUUUUCUGGAAAAACUUUUUUUCAGAUGGCUGGCGCAGUGAUGAAGAGAAAAGAGAUCCUUUACAUUUACAUGAAGAUUUUUAUUUUUGA